UAAUGUAAAAUAGCAAUAUAUAUGUAUAUCACUAUAUCAUAGGAAUUAGCUAUCACAAAAAAAAAAAGCACACAAAAGAAACCAAAGCAAAGCUCGUUCCACCACCACCACCACCAUGUUUGAGGAAUCAUUGUCAUCAUCAACAUCCUCCCUCACCAGUUGGUUCACCCCAACCAUGUUCUUCCUCCUUCUCCAACUUGUUAUUGCCACCAUUUACAUCAUCUCCUCUCUCUCCAACAACAAUGCCAAGCAUCAUGAACAUCAUGAACCACAACAACCACUUGCAAGAUCCCCUUCUCUCUUGCAUAGACUCAAAUCCCUAAACUUUUAUAACUACCACGAACAACAACCACAACAACUUCCACAUGAAAUCAAUAACUACUUAUUCCAACAACAACAACCGCUUCCUAGAUCUCCUUCUCUAUUGCAAAGGCUUAAAUCCAUCAAUUUUUACUCUAACCACCCUCAUCACACUUCCCAAGAACCUCAACAAACUCAACAACUUCCCAGAUCUCCCUCCUCAGUCAUCCAACGCCUCAAAUCCAUUAACCUUCAAACUUAUUUCCCAACUGAAACUUUAUCUUCCUAUUUUACCCCUGAACAACCAAAGAAAAAAACGAACGUGCCGAAAAUACCAAAAGUGAAGAAACAAGAAGAACAACAAGAAGAAGAAGAAUACGACGAUGGAGAUGUAGUUGGAGAAAUAAUGUUCCGCAAUAACAACAACCAUGACGUGGAUGAGGAUUCUUGCGCUUCCAUGGACGAGAUUUUCAGCAAGCUGCAGCAAGGGCAAACCGGUAAUUUCACAAGAACGCAUUCCGACACUAAACCGGCCUCCGGCGAGGUUCCGGUUAAGCUUCCGAGGAAGAUGAAGAAGUCGGCGAGCACCAAAUCGGCCUUCUCGCACUUCGAGGAGGUCGACAUUGUGGAAACCCGCCGUCCGGCCACCGCGAGGGAGAGUGGCGCCGCCGCAGAAGAAGGCGGAGGUGACGGCGGCGUUGACGCAAAGGCGGACGACUUCAUUAACCGGUUCAAGCAGCAGCUGAAGCUUCAGAGGCUGGAUUCAAUAAUGAGGUAUAAGGAGAUGAUUGGCAGAGGGACUGCCAAGUAAUUAAGAAAACUUAUAGGGGGCUAAUUGCAAUAAGUAAUUAGUAAUUAAUUUUCACUAUCUUUUUACUAGUGUAAUUUUCAUGUUUGUUUAGUGUUACUGCUGUUGGCUAUAAUUAUAUAUAUGUUUUUGUAAAAUUGUGUUGUUUAAGUAUUGGUUUUCCUUAUUUUCUUUUUUUGGCUAAUAUUUUUGUAGCUAUAUAUUCAACACAUUAUUAUACUUUUGAUUUAGUUCUCAAGUUCUUCUAAUAUAAUGAAAUUUAAUUUAA
This is a messenger RNA of Arachis stenosperma, 1376 nucleotides long. RefSeq names its product pathogen-associated molecular patterns-induced protein A70. The transcript has a single exon. Bases 116 to 1111 code for a protein of 331 amino acids. NCBI's taxonomy places the organism in Eukaryota, Viridiplantae, Streptophyta, Magnoliopsida, Fabales, Fabaceae. The record is from RefSeq and is a predicted model, not a curated record.